AUGUACGGUUGGUCUCUGGGGUUUUCAAGCGGUGUCGGUAUAUACCAUUGUUGGCGCGAUCUUGCGAAGCGGCGGUGUCAAAGCGUGUUGUGGGUCAUCGGUUUCUUGGGUGCAUUAACAUCUGUACGACGCUGGGAUGAUUCUACGCAGUCAUUGGCGCAGGGUCGUUUUCGUUGGUCUCUUCUCCUCUUUUUUCUUUUAUUUCCAUUUAUCAUUUCUUCCUUGGGAGCUCGAUUCUCCUCAUACAUUACACGCCUCGUUUUCGAGGGCAGUGAAUCCUAG
Messenger RNA from Bipolaris victoriae FI3, 282 nucleotides. RefSeq lists its product as hypothetical. The record is from RefSeq and is a predicted model, not a curated record. The coding region runs from base 1 to 282 and encodes 93 amino acids. NCBI's taxonomy places the organism in Eukaryota, Fungi, Ascomycota, Dothideomycetes, Pleosporales, Pleosporaceae. The transcript is spliced from 2 exons.